AUGGCCUCUUCGGAUCCCACCCAGCAUCUACCGCGCAUUCUCUGCAUCCAUGGAGGUGGUGUGAAUGCGGCAAUUUUCAAAGCACAGUUUCGCGCAUUUCUCGGCCACGAUAAACUGAAGAAUCGAUAUCGGUUUGUCUUCGUUGAUGCUCCAUUCUUUUGCGAUGAGGGAGUCGGCGUGCAUCCCGUUUAUUCGGAUUGGGGUCCGUUCCGGCGGUGGUUCCGCUGGCUCGAGUCUCACCCAGAGAUCGACCCGGGGGCCUGUCAAUAUGAGCUGGAAUACACCAUUGAGCGAUGCAUGGAGAGUGAUGAGGGUACGGGAGAGUGGGUAGGGACCUUAGGCUUCAGCCAAGGAGCGAAAUUGGCGGCGAGUAUGCUUUACGAGCAGCAGCUCAAGGAGAAGAAUGGACCCUGGAAAUUCUCUAUUAUUCUUGCCGGCAGGGCUCCCUUGGUCAGCCUGAGUGAAGAGGCUGAAGAAUUACCCUGGAUGCAGUCAGCAGGCGGUCUCCCCGACGCUGCCGACGUCGAGAGCAUCCUCGAACGCCCGGACAUGAAGUUGAAAAUCCCUACACUACACGUUCAUGGCCUCAAGGACGAGGGUCUGCAUCUCCAUAGGAAGUUGCUGGAAAACUACUGUGCGCCAGGGACCACGACGCUUAUCGAAUGGGAUGGGCCUCACCGCAUCCCUAUCAAGAAAAGCGAUGUCGACAAGAUAGUCGAUGCUUGGAUCGAGCUCGCCGACGAAUACAGCGUCUGA
Molecule: messenger RNA, 756 nt
Organism: Fonsecaea erecta
Lineage: Eukaryota; Fungi; Ascomycota; Eurotiomycetes; Chaetothyriales; Herpotrichiellaceae
Exons: 1
Coding region: 1-756 (251 amino acids)
Biological process (GO): secondary metabolite biosynthetic process
Cellular component (GO): cytoplasm; nucleus
Source: RefSeq, a predicted model, not a curated record